This is a messenger RNA of Podarcis muralis (Common wall lizard), 3648 nucleotides long. It is a transcript of the gene ORAI2, whose product is annotated as ORAI calcium release-activated calcium modulator 2. NCBI's taxonomy places the organism in Eukaryota, Metazoa, Chordata, Lepidosauria, Squamata, Lacertidae. Gene Ontology annotation, cellular component: membrane. Gene Ontology annotation, biological process: store-operated calcium entry. The record is from RefSeq and is a predicted model, not a curated record. Gene Ontology annotation, molecular function: store-operated calcium channel activity.
UGCCUCCCAAUUUGUGUGUUUAUGGCAGGAAACAAAAUGUGCUGCAUUUCAGACAUUACGAUGAACCUGCAUUUUUCUACGUGAGUAAUAGAUCAUGGCCUCAUUCCAAUGACUCAUCAUGCACCCUCUGUCACCAGCUAAACAGUGCUAGAGCUAACCGUCCUCUUAGCACUGGCUCUGCAUCCAUCGAUCUGCUUGGAACAAAAGAUUUCACUCUCGAUUGUGCCACAGGGCAGCCUCUGAAUGCAUAAGAACAAGGCUGGGGGCAGGGAGAUCUGCGGGAGACAUGGAAGACGGGGCAUGUAUAUCUGAUUCAGCCAAAUAUGAUAUGGUUUGCUGCCCUGCAAGGCUAUUGAGUCGGGAGGAAGAAAUGAACACACUUCUAGGGGUGGAGUGAGGAAGAACAGAGGAAUCUGGAAGAAUGAUCUUUCAGGGAACAGUUGCUCUUAGACAGAUAGGAAGCUGGCCUCCUAUUGGCAGCACAAAUAGGAAGAAAAAAAUAGAUUAUUUGAAAACUCUGGAGUAGUGGCGGUUAGGGGAAGGGGGGAAGGGAGAGAACAGAGAUUCACUGAUGUCCUGCAAAUGUCCGUGGGGUGAUGAAGAAGGGGUCCCAAGAGAGGGGUACUAAGAAAGGACCUCUGAUUUGAUGAGAAAAGAGAUGGAGUGAAAUUUAUGGGAAGCAUGCAAAGACAAAUUCAAGUUUUGCAUGGAAAUAUUACAGAUUGUACCUCCUUCAUUUCGUGGGCUUUUCCUCCCCCAUUUUUCCCUCUAUAGCUGGGGGGGGGGGAGAGAGAGACUAUGCAUUGAAAAACUAAUUCAAGGAAAAAGAAGAUUGAGUCUGGUGCAUACAAGGAUAUUUUUUUUCCCUCCCUCUCCCCUUGCUUACAUUGUUCACUGCUCUUGGGGGAAAGAAAAGGGAUGUAAGGCUUUCCCCCUGCUGCCUUUGAAGCAGAGAUGACAAACAAGAUCAAACCCAGCAUCAGCCAGCACUCCUGAAGCACUUCCCCUCUUCGGAGUGCUUUGCUGACAUGACUUGUGGCGAGACCAAAUGCUCUCUCCAAGGCAACGCCCACCGAAGCCCGUGGAAUUACAGCGGGGGCCCAGACUUAGCAGAGGCUGCAUUCUCAACAUCAGGCUUGCCUUUCAUGAUGAGUUCCGAGUUAAAUGUCCCCGUGGAUCCUCCCGCUUCCACUUGUUGCACUGAGCCGGCUGCUAAGGGCAUGGACUACCGAGACUGGGUGCGUCGCAGUUACCUCGAGCUGGUCACAUCCAACCACCAUUCCGUCCAGGCCCUUUCAUGGCGGAAAUUGUACCUGAGCCGAGCCAAGUUGAAAGCUUCCAGCCGGACUUCUGCGUUACUCUCUGGAUUUGCUAUGGUGGCGAUGGUGGAGGUCCAGCUGGAGAUGCAGUACCAGUACCCCCCGAUGUUGCUGAUUGCCUUCAGUGCCUGCACUACCAUCCUUGUGGCUGUCCACCUCUUUGCCCUGCUCAUCAGCACUUGCAUCCUCCCCAACGUGGAAGCCGUGAGCAACAUCCACAACCUGAACUCCAUCAGUGAGUCCCCCCACGAGCGCAUGCACCCCUACAUUGAGCUGGCCUGGGGCUUUUCCACUGUCCUGGGCAUCCUCCUCUUCCUCGCCGAGGUCGUCCUCCUGUGCUGGAUCAAGUUCCUGCCCGUGGACUCGGUGCUGAGAAACGGCACCGCCAUCGUCCAGAAGACCAGCCAGCACACAGGGUGGCAGGCAGCCCUCAUCUCCACCAUCAUCAUGGUCCCGGUGGGGAUCAUCUUUGUCGUCUUCACCAUCCAUUUCUACCGCUCCCUCGUCCGCCACAAAACCGAGCGCCACAACCGGGAGAUUGAAGAGCUCCACAAACUGAAAGUGCAGCUGGAUGGGCACGACCGGGGGCUGCAGGUUGUGUGAUGGCCAGCGGGUGCCUUUCUGUUUGCAGCUCUGAGGAUUUUCAUAACAGGAAUUAACCCCCAGGUGCCUAACGUUCUCAGAUGCCAAAAUGUUCCCCGGUGGACGCAGGUCUGGGCGGCCAGCUCUUUGAAUUUGUGGGUGAUGUUACUGUGUCGUUAAAACUGAACCCUUUACCUACAUCUAUGCAGUUGUUUGAAGACGGGCUUGUCCUUUAGAGUUCCACAUUUUUAGGUGGGUGGGAAGGGAGACAGAUUAAGCAAUUUUUAAAAAUAUGCAUCAGUUUUAGCAAAGUGGGGUUGUGUUUUUCUGCAGGGGCUUCUAUGCAGAGUGAGGAAAGGGGUGUGAUGCUCUCACCGGCAAUUGAUUUACAAACUUCGCUUCUGGAGAGGAGUUUGUAAAUCACAGUAUGUGAACAUCUGUGGAAUCUGUCCACAGUGACUUUUUUUACACUGGGGGGGGGCGGGGCGGGGACUAUUUCUGGAAUUGUGAAAAGACCAGAAACUGGGGUGGGUGGUGGAUGCUUUCAGAGAUGAGGAGUUUUUCCUCUGUCCAGUUCAAGUAGCUUCUAUAGGGUGGAGAGAGUUCCCAUUGAGAAAGCGGCUAGCGAGGUCUCCAUUGCCUCUGUGGAAGGGCUGGAGAUUAUCUGUCUUUCAACACAAAAACCAGGUCGCAAAGAACAGAAGGGCUUUAAAGAGCACCAUGUAGUAUUUUACACAAGUAGAAAUGCAGGUGUGAAUGCGUAACCAAAGUUUGUUGUUGUGUGUCUAUAAAAGGCUGUAGCCUGAAAAUCUCUCUCCUAGCACAACCCCUAAUGCGCUUUAGAAUGGGCACAGUGUCCACUUGUGCAUUGCACAAGUUUUGUACAUUGCACAAGUUUUGAAAACUGACACAGAGCAGAGCUGGUCGGCCGGUACCCCUAAGCCCAAACAGCCGUCAUCAGCUGCUGCUCAAGCAGUUUUUCGUGUUUGUGUGUGGCCCAAAGCUAUAUCUGUGACGUAGAAACAGGAAGAAGAAUCACACCAUGGGGGUGGGACAUAGGGAGGGAUGGGGCCUCUUCUUCCUGGAAGCAUUCUGUUCCCUGAAGAGCUGGCUGCUUUGACACUUAAACAGCAUUUAUACAGGAUGCCACCCACCACCUCCCCCAGCCACCAAUGUUCAGAAUGUGUUUGUCUAACUGAAAUCAAAAAUUGAGGGGCCAUCCAAGCUUCUUUCUCGUGCAACAACAUGAUCAACAAAUGAUUUGUGAUGAAGUAGCCCUGUUGAGCUGGGGUCAACUUUUAAGCAAACCCACAUAGCAUCUGCCAGCUGCUUGAGCCGUUGUGUCCUGUUUCACGGAGGCUUACAGCACCCCCGGCGUUUCUGUAUUGCAACAACAGGAUAACUGUAUGGUACGUGAGAAGUUUGCGGUCAUUGGGAACUGCACCUUGAAAACAGAAAAAAGUGCUCUUUUGUAUGCGUAACAGUCUUGUUCUGAAAGAAAAUACAGCCUGUUUGCUGUACAAACACUGUUGCCAAAAUGUUUAAAUUAAUCUGUAUAUUGGUAGUAUGUCCUUAACGGCUAUACCUCAUUCCUCCUUUUUCAUGCUUGGCUGCCUGCGGGACACACUAAUCAUAUUAUAACUAAUAAGUAUAUUGUAUUUACAUCUCCUCACUCUUCCCCCACCACGUGUAAAUUGUGAAAUCUGCCUAAACUGCCAGUUAUUAAAUACUUCUAAGCAAUCUUUGA